Molecule: messenger RNA, 1558 nt
Organism: Astyanax mexicanus (Mexican tetra)
Lineage: Eukaryota; Metazoa; Chordata; Actinopteri; Characiformes; Acestrorhamphidae
Product: zinc-alpha-2-glycoprotein-like
Exons: 11
Coding region: 125-1543 (472 amino acids)
Biological process (GO): immune response
Cellular component (GO): external side of plasma membrane
Source: RefSeq, a predicted model, not a curated record
CGGAUACUGUUCUUGUAGCUGUUUUUCUGUGUCGGCGGGUCUGAUCUGAUCAGCUGGACUUUUUUUCAUCAAAAAGGAUUAUUUUAAUGCGAAUUUAAACCGAAUUAAUUGUCGGAAAGUGAAGAUGGGUGUCUCUACUGUCGUGUGUGUUCUGUUACUGAACGCAGUCUUCAUCUCUACACUCGCAGAGAAACACUCCCUGUUCUACAUAUACAGCGCCCUCAACAAAGACAUGGAUCUACCAGGAAUCUACGAGUUCACAGCUCUGGGGCUGCUGGAUGACCGAGAGAUCGACUACUACAACAGUAAGGAGCAGAAGAAGAUUCCUAAACAGAGCUGGAUGAUGGAGAAGAUGCAGGAAGAUUACUGGGACAAAGGAACCCUGUCUCGCAAGAGUAAAGAACAGUGGUUCAAGGUCAACGUGGAUAUUCUGAUGCAGAGGAUGAACCACAAUAGCACAGAUCUUCAUGUUCUUCAGUGGAGACACGGAUGUGAGGUCGAUGAGUCCAAUGGAGAGGUGAAGUUUGAGAGAGGGAUUGAUGAGUACAGCUAUGAUGGAUCAGAGUUCCUCUCCUUCGAUGAUGAAAACAUGCGCUGGAUCGCUCCGGUUCAGGCGGCAGAAAUAACCAAGAGGAAAUGGGAUGGUGUUGCCAUCCUGAACCAGUACACCAAGGGCUACCUGGAGAAAGAGUGUGUGGACUGGCUCACCAAAUUCAUGGAGUACGGAAAAGAAACACUGAGAAAACAAUCUCCUCCUGUUGUUCAUGCAUUUGCAACUAAAUCUGUUCGUGACCCAAAAAAGCUGAGACUGACCUGCCUGGCCACGGGUUUCUACCCUAAAGACGUCGAACUGUGUGUGAGGAAGUUCGGCACUUCACUGCCUGAACAUCUGCUAACAUCUUCUGGAAUCAGACCCAAUGAUGAUGGAACCUACCAGCUGAGGAAGAGUGCGGAGAUCAAUGGUGAUGAUCCAGCAGAUUACGACUGUUACGUGAAUCACACCACCCUCGAGAAACCAGUGAUAACGAAAUGGGUAAAACCCAAUAACGGUGCUGGACCAGCACUGAUUGGAGGAGGAGCUGGAGGGUUGAUUGUGAUCUUGCUGAUUGUGCUGGGUGUACUCUUUGUUCUGAAAAAGAAGGGGAUGAUUGGUGGUGCAGGACCUCAGCAAGUCAUCUACACUGUUCCUCAGCAUCAGUGUGACCCCGCCAAUCCACCGAGGCCCGAUGUGCCUAAUGGACAUGGGAAUGGUGAUGCCAACGUUCCACUCCUAUCCAAUGCGUCUAAUGGACAUGGGAAUGGUGUGAAUGUUUCUAUUGAGACUGAAGAGCCCAAUGGUGAAGGGACAAAGAACGGCGGUUCUGACUCUGACUCUGGAAGAGGAAGUAAUUCACCCCAGGGCAGCGAUGAGAACAUCCCGAAGAAAUCUGAGGGUAAUUAUUCUACUGGGUCUCUGAGCAACUAUAUAUAUAUAUACCAUUACCAGUACACUGAUGUUUCCAAUAAAGUGGCCACGGUGAAUGAAAGCACAUGUCAUUGCUAAGGUUAGCUAGCUCUC